This is a messenger RNA of Suncus etruscus (white-toothed pygmy shrew), 282 nucleotides long. Its product is annotated as placenta-specific gene 8 protein-like. Gene Ontology annotation, biological process: positive regulation of transcription by RNA polymerase II. The transcript is spliced from 3 exons. NCBI's taxonomy places the organism in Eukaryota, Metazoa, Chordata, Mammalia, Eulipotyphla, Soricidae. Bases 1 to 282 code for a protein of 93 amino acids. The record is from RefSeq and is a predicted model, not a curated record.
AUGGUCCUGGAGCUCUUGUUAUUUUCCAUUUCAGAAGUAGGCAGAUUUGGGGGUCUCUGCGGGACUUUCUGUGCGCUGUGCCUUUCGUGUCAGAUCGCCUCUGACAUGGACGAAUGCUGCCUCUGCGGGGCCAGCGUGGCCAUGAGGACCCUGUACCGGACCCGUUAUGGCAUCCCGGGAUCUAUUUGUAAUGACUUCUUAGUGAUGGGAUGUUUCCCUAACUGCGCCCUUUGUCAACUCAAGCGAGAUAUUGAUAGAAGAAAAGCAAUGAAUGCUUUUUAA